ACUCUUGAAUCGAGAAAAAGUAAAACCAAUUUUCUCUCUCUCCAAUGGCAAAAAAUCACGCAGCAAUCGCGCUAACCCUAGAGGAAGAGGCGGAGAAAGUCUUCAGCAAAUUCGAUACCAAUGGCGACGGUAAGAUUUCUCUUUCCGAACUCGGCGACAUACUCAACGGUCUCGGCUCCGCCACUCCCGCCGACGAGGUCAAGCGCAUUAUGUCGGAGCUUGACACCGACGGCGACGGCUUCAUCGAUUUGAAGGAGUUCAAGGCUUUUCACUGCGGCGGCGGCGAUAGCAACAAGGAAUUGAAGGAGGCGUUUGAUCUGUACGACAAGGACAAAAACGGUAAGAUCUCCGCCAACGAGUUGCACUCGGUGCUCCGCAGCCUCGGAGAGAAGUGCUCGCUCAAGGAUUGCCGCAAAAUGAUCGGCUCCGUCGACGUCGACGGUGACGGAUGCGUGAAUUUCGAGGAAUUCAAAAAGAUGAUGGCGAGGCCUUCUUAAUCAUCAGAAUUUCAUCUAACUGCUGGUUUUACUUUUACUUACUAUUCUUCCCUUUUUAAUUCGAAUUUAAGCAACAAUUAGGAGUAGUUUUCUAGAUUUGGUGUAUAGAAUUUCAUCUCUAUUGUUCUCGUCUCUACAAGGAUAGGAAAUUGAAAUUGCUUGGGUGUUUUCAACAGAACAGUUGGCGGUGGAUUUGUCACGGGUAAAAAGGGGGAUUUCGUUGGCAUUUAAUGAAAUUGUUAUGAACCAAUCGUGGUUGAUUUAA
Salvia hispanica is the source of this 762-nucleotide messenger RNA. Its product is annotated as putative calcium-binding protein CML18. The record is from RefSeq and is a predicted model, not a curated record. NCBI's taxonomy places the organism in Eukaryota, Viridiplantae, Streptophyta, Magnoliopsida, Lamiales, Lamiaceae. Gene Ontology annotation, molecular function: calcium ion binding.